AUGUACGUCCCGUCCGACGUAAAAGUAGGUGCUCCUCAGUGUUUUGUGCCCGUCAUUCUUUCUGACAGCCAAUGGGCAUUCCAGCGCUCUGUUGGGAUCCCUCUUCUCCCAAGCACACCCAAUGUGUCUCUCGAUGCUGCCGGCCUAGUCGCCUUGGCCGAUCUCACCACGAUUCAAGAGCGAACGGUCCUAACUGGGACAGCUACCUUCCUAGACGCGUUUAUCAUAUGUCCUGGGAUACAUAUGCAGCAAAAGUCGACAAACCUCAAUGGAGGAGAGCAUCCUGUCUGUGCCAACAUGAACACAGGAGACGUCUUUCGAAUCGAGAACCCUGCCACAGUCUUUUAUCUGCAACAAGUCAGCAAAACCGGACAUCUUACGAAUUUGGCAGUGUCAGAACUUGGAGAAGAUUGUUGGUCCAAGGUCUUCUCUAUGUUCUUUAUAGCCCAGAAUGCAUCGGUUGCUUCUGCCCUGGCUUACGGGACAGCGGUUCUAUGGACCAUCUCCGUUGUCAUCCUCCUAGCUUGUUCAUACGAUUGGUGGGGCCUGGUCAUCGUCCUUGUGCUCAUGGCUGCACGCCUUUGCAACGUCAUUGUCGUUCGCCGAAGGGCUACUCCAGGUUGGUCAGGAGCCAAAGAAGGGUUUGUGACAGGCGACCUCCUUGUUUUGCUCAGUCAGGAUCGUUGGGUGAGGAUCCAAGGCAAAGUUGACCACCUGAAAGCUGUCACAUCCGGUCAGUGGCUACGAGACCAGAGAAAUGUCGAAGGCUGGAUGACUGCUCUGGCAACACUGGCUGUCUAUCUCGCCGCCGCCCUGGUCAGCAACGCGACUCAGUUUGGGAAGAUAUUGAUCCUGGUUCAUCUGGGGGGCUCGGCUGGAUUACUGGCCGUUGCAAACUCGACCACCAAGAAUAUCCUGGUAAUGCACGGUCACAGUCUUGCAGUCCAGGGGAGCAGGUCUAAGUAUCAAAGACGUAAGGAGCUGAUUCUCGAGUUGAUCAAGGAAACCGGCCGUUACGAUUGGGCACUGUCGAUGGACGUGAUCAAGGAGGAGGAUAUCCGGAAGCUCUCGGCAGAACAACCGAAAAUGGACCACCAUGAAGUGAGCACCCUGCGGCAUUAUACAGCAUCAGUGGAGCUUUGA
Fusarium keratoplasticum is the source of this 1143-nucleotide messenger RNA. RefSeq lists its product as uncharacterized. The record is from RefSeq and is a predicted model, not a curated record. Lineage: Eukaryota; Fungi; Ascomycota; Sordariomycetes; Hypocreales; Nectriaceae. Bases 1 to 1143 code for a protein of 380 amino acids. The transcript has a single exon.